AUGCAAGGAGAACCAAAAGGUAUUAAAUUAAUAUUAAAAGAAAGAGGGCUUUGGAAAGAUAGGCUACUUUUAGAAUGUAAGGAAUAUAAGAAAUUGUUUGCUAUUGUAGAACUAAUAGAGAGUACAAGUCAUUUAUAUGUCUUCUAUUCAAAAUUUUACUGUAAACUUAACUUCAUUGAGAUGUAUUGGGAGGCUGCUAAAAAUUAUACGAGAAAUAAUUGUAAUUACACUUGGGCUAGUUUGCAAAAAACUGUUCUACAUGCAUUUGACUUAGUUGGCAUCAUUAAAAUUAGAAAGUUUGCUCGAAAAUCAUGGAGAUAUAUAGAAUUAUAUCAUGAGGGAUUGACAGGAAAAUUAGCUGA
Messenger RNA from Scutellospora calospora, 362 nucleotides. Lineage: Eukaryota; Fungi; Glomeromycota; Glomeromycetes; Diversisporales; Gigasporaceae. The record is from the annotation of a GenBank genome assembly.